Molecule: messenger RNA, 7002 nt
Organism: Meleagris gallopavo (turkey)
Lineage: Eukaryota; Metazoa; Chordata; Aves; Galliformes; Phasianidae
Source: RefSeq, a predicted model, not a curated record
GCUCCCAAUGACCACUUGCUAUACAGCAACCGGUCUCAGAUUAACUCGACUCUGAAAGCUUGUGAGGAUGCGCUGCACGAUGCCGAGACAGCAUGCAGGCUGCAGCCCUACUGGCUUAAAGGUCACUUAAGGAAAGGCCAGGCACUGGCUAAUCUAGGGAAAACAGAAGAAGCUUUAAGAGAGUUUCUGUUCUGCCUUGCUCUGGACAUGGGGAACAAGACGGCCAAGUCUGAGGCUCAGAAGCUUCUACUUAGUUUGUUUUCACUCAUCCCGGGAAAUGCUCAGGAACACUUACCCGAUAUCCUGCAGCUGUUGUCACAUCACUCUAGAUUAAAGGGGAACCUCCUAAGUUCAGUGGGAUCUGGAGGCACCAGCCAUGCCCUGCAGAGGUUGCUCAAGGUAAACGUGGAACAGAAAAAGGGCUUUCCUGUUCAAGAGGAACCAAACGUAACUAAUUCUGGCAGUUUAAGGAAGUCCAUGCAAACCACAGAGAGUAGAAAGGACUGCUCAGAGGAGGAGAACAAGCCCACCUCUGUCCCAGAGCCUGCCUUCCUUGUGUCUGAGAAGCGUGGUCUCCUGAAAAGGAAAGGCUGCUUGGAGGAGGCGAGGGCUGCAGAGGUGCCCUGCAAGCUCCUGAAGAAAGCUUGUAUUCCAACUUCUGCUUCUUUCCCCUUACUGCAGGCUAACCCUAACGGGCCAGCCUGGUGCUGGUGGGUCCUAGCUGUCCUUCCUCUUGAGAACAGAGCCCAGCUCCCUUUCCUUGCCAUGAAAUCCCUCAAAGACCGCUUGAAUGGCAUCAGACGUGUCCUUACAUUCAUGUCUCGUACAAGAUCACGGUGAUGGUGAGAAGGAGAGCUGUGAAGUCUCCCGCAGUACUUGACUGUAGAGUGUCUCUUGUAACUUCAUCUAACUGCAAUAAUGUCUUACAGAUUUGUGUCAGAAUGUUUCCAGCCUGAAUUUCAGAGAAAAUAAGUUAAAAGGAGCAAGGGAUGUUUAUGGUUACUUUAAUAGUUUCCAUUUGGAACUCAGUUUCUGAGAUGAUUAUUCAAUUACUGCACUGCUAAAUUAAUAACAAAUGUGAUAGAACAAAAAGUGAUCUUGUUUGCCAUAAACCUUUUAAAAAGCUUAAGAGGUCUUUUAAUUUAUUUUUUUGUAGUGGGUAAAGGGUGAACUGUGCAGUUUAAUGUGAAGCAGAAUUAAUAAUGUUUAUGCGUUAUUUCAAUGAACUGCGUGGUCUUUUCCAAUGGUUCAGGUUUUAUAUAGCAUUGUGUAUAACAAUGUUCACGACUUCCGUUUGAUAAUUUAUUUUUGCACUAUGAUUUUUUGUUUCAAAAUGUGUUAUUUAUGUGUUCAUCCUCUAUAGGAAAGUGAGCUGCUCUAUUUAUAGUGUUUUUAUCCUGUAUGUACAACUGGGGGGGGAGGGGGGAGAAAUGAUGAUUCUAGCAGUGCACAAAAAACUGCUUUGAUCAUUUUUCAGCUAUUUCUGUUCAAAUACUUCGAAUGUUUUUCUAUUUGUCCCCAGUCCUACUGUAGCCUAAGAAGGCUUUUUUCCUCCCAAAACAGCCUGCUGUGAUGUCUUUGAAUACGCAGACUGAGAGCUCAUGCACAGUUGGAUCUUGGCUCUCUGCUUGUAACUGUGGCUCUGAUAGUGCAGUGCAGCCAAGCGCAUCCUUAACCUGAGUGCAGGUGUCAAAGUGCUUGGCUAAGCCAAGGCAUGGAUCAGUUGAUGCCAGUGGGGAUUUGCUGACAGAAGGCUCACCCUUCUAAAAACAAAACUGGAAGUAUUGGUGUUUCUUUGUAGAUUGACAGAUUUUUUUUAAAUUAUUUUUUUAUAUCGACUCUGGUUGCUGUUGAGAUUAGCUUCACUUCUGGAGUGUCUGGGAUUUGGUUUUGGAGUGUUUGUAUGUGGGUGGAGGGAGGGUUAUUUUCAACUGUAGGACUAACAGGGCAGUUUGUACCACAUGAGAAGGAAUAUGUUGUAAUAAAUGCUAUUUAUUUCACCCCAAUCUUCAGCUUUCUGUUAGCUUCAAAUCUCUGCCCAGCUGCUACGCUUCUAUGAGCAGAGAUGGGGUAGUGUUGCUAAUAGUAGUUAACUCCUAAGGAAAACAAGUGAAUUUUUGGAUGAUCACUUCUAGUGAAUGAGGCAGGUAAAAAACAAGGCAAAAAUGAGAAUAGCAUAUAUAUAUAUAUAUAUUAUUUUUUUUGCUUUGUUUAAAUCAACAAGCUGUUUGCACUUUUAACUGCUUUCUGUCUACCAGUUUCUGGAGCUCGUCUUCCAUGGGGCCGGCUUUGACUUUCAUUAAUCUCAGUGUGGGGGGAAGGAAAAACAAACAAACAAAAAACUGUCGUGGAAUGCUCCAAUUUUUAUUGUUGUUUUUACCCAGAAUAGCACUACUGCCCAUUCUAUGCCUUUAUGGAACAGUGCAGUAGAAAUUAAUGUCAGUUUUCCAUGUGUGUUUUUUUUCUCACCAUCAUUCUUUCAUCCGGAAUAUACAUUGAGAGCAAUUUCUGUACUGUCAGGCUUCUGUAAUAUCUUUUAUUCCCCCUCUUGUUAAACUUUAUAGGACUUUCCCAUAAGGGUACCAAAGAAUGGAAGACAAACACAUUUCAGCUUCGUUAUGCAAAUGGAAUAUGUAUCCUGUGUUGGCAUUUAGCUGCUCUAGAAAUGCUACAGCUCGUUUCCAUACUGCUAGAUUGCUGCACUCCUGGCAUCUUUUGUAGGUGGUGCUUUCCAUGCUUCUCUAUGAACAAUGUAUAGAAUACAUGCUCUGAACAACAACUGUAUGGUGGCUGAGACCCGCUAUGACAUUUGUCUUCAUAAGGCAAAAGCAGUUCUUACUUGUUUGGAAGUGAAACUGCAUUAAAUGCAAUUCUUCCUUAAGCCAUUAUGUAUUAUGCAUAAUAUAAGGAGUCUACAUUGCUCCUAUAGAAAGUUAGCACACGGUUCCUUGUAUCUGUGAGAAAAGGACCUCAGAUACAUAUUUCAUACUGUUUUCUCAUUGAUCUUGCUGUUCUUUUCCUGCAUGUCUUCUGCGUACUCAUUAUUUUGUUAAUUCAGAAAUUGCCAUGGAACGAAUCCUCGAUUCUAUAAGUGAACAUUGUCUUUCUUUAUUAGACUUGAGUAAAGCUGCCAGAAUUUCCUCAGCAGACAUCUGUGUAUACAUGCACUGUGUUGUGGACCCCAGUGUAUUUGGUGUGACUUGGAAACACGAACUACUGCCUACACUGCAUGCAGGGGACCUGUGUAUGCACAGCAAAUUGACUCCAUCAAGAAAUCCAAUCUGGGACUGCUGUGUGGCCACACAUCCUAGGUUAAUGGGUAGUUCAUGCAUUCCUUCAGAGAAAAAAGAUCCUGAAACAAGUUUCUGAGAACACAAGCCUGCCUAGUAAAAGCUGGACGAGGAAUAGCCUUUUAGCCUUCAGUGAAUUGACAUGGUGGUUUCAGUAAUGAGCUUUACAAACACAACUUCUAGUUAUGCCAUGCUAUGGGUGAUUUCAGUUGUAUUAAUUGGCACAAAGUUGUAAAUGCAGUAUUUAUUACAGGUAUAAAUAAACAACUGAGCAGACUCAAACACCUUCACUUGAAUUAUAGAAACUCAUUGAUUACAUCUAACUGGGGCUGGUAUUUUAUUGAUGCUUCAUUGCAUUCUAGGCACUUGUUUUAUUUCAACCACUCUUCCUUUUAUUUAUUAAAAAAAAGAAAGGGAAAAAAAAAAAGACUAGAAGAAGUGAUUACUCUUGUCGUGAAGCCAGAAGUAAUACAUAGGCUUCCUACUACUACCUUCAUGGAAAGUCAUUUCCUUUGACCCUAAAUGACUGAGUUAGGAUUACUAAAAUUAGAAAUUAUGCCAUUUUCAUAGAUAUGUGAUCAGUCCCUUUUUUUUGUUGUUUGUUUUUUGUUUUUUCCUGUGAUGGAGAGUAAAGCCAAUAAUAGAAUGAUUGUGCUGCUCUCCUGCUGAUAUGGUGGUGAGCCAUCCAGGCAGCUGGAGACCUCCUGAAAGUGAUAGACUUACAUUUGUGAGAUAUACUUCAUUCACUUGAAAUCUCUUCACACUUCUGUAGAUGAAAGAUUUAACAAAAUACAUCAAAUAGCAAAGGCUGGCUGUACCACCUUUCCAAGUUUUUCUGCACGUAUUUACCUUCUAAUUAAACAGAUGAGUUUUCUGGAGGAAAUUACAUCAAUUUUCCCACUUAUAGACAGACUUCUAUAGUAACGCUGACUUACGUUGCCUUGUGUCUGAGUGGAUUCUGUGAGAACAGCUGUUAUCUUGGCAUGGAGAGCUUUGACAGUAAACCUGAGGCACAGCUGGAUUAUCAGGUUAAGUUGUGCAAUCUGACAGUGAGCUCGCACACAGCCGUAGAAUGCAGUUUGUAUUAAUAAUUAAAUUAUAAAUUGGUGCGAUAAAAUCUAAUUGAUGGUUUUAGUUCCAGUCGAUGCUAAAACAGUGUUAGUUUUUUAGUUAGUUGCAUAGUCCUCUUUUUUCAUUUUUUUCUUUAAUUUUAAGUGCUGAUCUCUUCCAUGAGUGCUAGCAAUAAGAGGCAAGCUGUCACGCUGCAUGGCUGACCUGUGCUUCUCUCCUGUGCUGCUGCUUGUGAGCAGAACACCUUAACCACAGAUUUCUUCACCCAAACUUUAUUUUAAUUAAAAUAAAGUCAUUGAGACUUAGAUGCAGCAGAUCUGGUUUCACCUGCACUGUAAAGAAAGAGCUUUAUGAAAUUCUGUAUUUAGACAGUCUUUCAAUGAAUCCUGCUUGGUGCUGAAGUUUUGCUGGUGUUUUGAUUAGUGACAGACAGCAGUUGUACUGAAAUGCAGUGCUUAGGAAUGGAGGACACAUUCACAAGCUUUUAAAAAAUACACGUAAAUUAAUUGCAGUUUUUCUUCUGCAUACCAGCCCCACUGGAACUGUAUGCACUUAGGGCAGUGCUUUCCUGUCCCCUGAGCCCUACAUUAGGUGAAAGCAAAACAGGGGCUGAGCUUGUAUUGUCAGCUUCGCAGCCUGACUUGUAAGUGGUGCAGCAUGUCCUCAAGCUCUGGUGGUCUGGGGCUUAGUCCAAAGCAGCUGAAAAUCUUGAGGCUACAGCAAGGUGGUAGCUCAGUCAAGUCGCUGUUCUGAGAUGCUUUGUUAAAUAAAUGUGGUCAGAAUGAAUCUGCUUUGUUUAAACAAAGCAGGAUUAAAAUGAUGGGUAAUACUUUAAAAAUAAUAACAGUUAAGAAAACGGAGCUAUUAUGUUGACUUACUCAUCCAGGUGUCAUGCAAAUUGCUUAUGAAGAGUGGAAUUUCCUAAGGUCUAAAGCAACCCUCACAUAGAAGUGCCUGUAUUCUGUUAUUGCCAUUCUUGAGCUUUUUAAGAGAGUCACAGCCAUAUAUUUUAUAAAUGUGAGCAUAUUUCAAUCUUUAAACUUGCAGAACAAAGGUUUACAGAGCAGAAGUGUAGCAAAACCAAUGUACAAGCUUCUGUAAUUCCCUGGUGGGGGAUGGAGAAGUACAAAAAUGGGGAGGAACAGACUAUCUGUAUAAGAUGUCUUAAUUUGGCACCAUAUUCUCGUCCAAUUUAGUUCCAUCAAGCUACGUGGUUAUAAGAGUGCCAGAAAUAUAUCUCUCAAGCCAUUCUAAAUAAAAAGCUCUUUGUUGACCUGUAUAUUCCAUUUGUUUGUAAAACAUCAUUUUUGUGCACUGUAACGAACUUGAAAUGAAACUUUCAUACCACUGAACAGAGCACUGUUCAGCUACCUCAACGUAAGGUUGAAGUACUUUGUUUUCUUUCCAGAUUUGUUCACAUUGUCAUAUAAAAUAUUUAAAAAAUUCAUAGUCCAAAGAUCCUGUAUUUGUUUGUAGAUGUACUUACAAUUAUGUUGUACCAACAAAGUCUGUGUGAAGCGUUGUUUGCUAAUUAAAAUUUUUGUGUUCUUUACUCUUUGGCUUGCAUAAGAAAGAACAUCAGGUGUGAACCACUGUGACACACGAGCUGCUUUUUUAGGUGCUUGAGAAAAAGGAAUGAAGAACAAAUCCUAGGUCCUGCAGCCACACAGCACAAUCUGAUGUGAAGGGAGGAACCCACAGGAAGGAAGGCGGUUGCCCAAAACUCAGCCUUUGUAAGGGACCUCCCUUUCAGUCUUUGCUGUAGAAGUGAAAGGGCAAUGGGAAGUGCUGAGAGCCUGGCUUCCAGCACUGUGCUUCAGUGCCUCCUGUGCUGCUUGCUUUAGUGAGUUGUCUCUGUUUCUGUGAUUAAAAAUAAUAGCCAGGCUGCUUUCCACAUGCAGCCUCAGCCAGGAAAAGUGAGCUCUAGCUUCUUGUUAAGCUGUGCCUGUGAACCCAUGAAAACAUGAGGUUCAGCUAGAAGUUCCAUAGCACUUUUGAAGGCCACAGCUUACAAAAAAAAGCUGAAAAAGAGGACUUUCAUUCAUAAACCCAAGAUUGAGAGAACAGUUCCACAGUGUAUCCCACUGAAAAUGUGGAAGAGUCACCAAAGUUUAGCUUUUAGAGAUAUGCAAUGGCUGCUCCUUCACCUCGUCACCAAACAAGCUGUGUGCUGUGGCUGUUCUGCUCCAAUCCUGUCACUUGUAGCACCAGAGAUCACCUCGCUGCUCUCUUAUGUAAGCUUGCUCAGGUCCUGCAUUUAUUUUAGAAUCCGGGGCACAGCCUGAAGGCUGAAUUUAGUAAGCCAACAGCUAAUUAUGUCAGGGCUGCAGUUUCCUAUAACAAAAAUUUGAAUCUGAGCAGGGAACUAUUUUGGUUGAAGUGCUUUUCCAUCAAGAAACAGCCAAAGCUGAAGCUUUGCUUGGGAACACGGCAGAUAAAUUAUUCCUUUCAGUUCUCAGUUUUAAUUCUGAAAGCCUUAAUUGAGAAUGGCUUUUUGUUGUAGUUUAAAGCAGAAAAUAAAUAAAACAAAUCUAGCGUAGCAAAUGUAUUUCCCAACUCUAUUUGUUCAGCACACUUUAGAAGAGAUUUAUUCAGCGGACUCGUGAAGUAUUCUGAAGUCAAUUACUUAAUGUCUCACUUU